AUGAACGAAUUCGACUUAGACAACUCCUCGUUAAAUUUCUUCAAUGGCACGCCCUGGUUCGUCCACGAGUGCACCAUCAACCUGGAUAAGGACUAUCAGCGGAUCGCCCUGUUUCUGCUCUACCUGCUGCUGUUCAUGGUGGGGCUGGCUGAAAACACCCUGGUGGUCUGGGUCAACUGGCGCCGGCGCCACUCGGCCAACGGCGUCUUGUUCUGCAUCAUCAAUGUGAGCUUGUCGGACCUGAUGGUGGUUCUGACGUUGCCCUUCUUCAUGCUGGAGGUGACCAUGGACAAGGUAUGGCUGUGGGGCCGCUUCCUGUGUAAAGUCACCCACCUCAUCUACGUGGUCAACUUCUAUAGCAGCACCUUCUUCCUGGCCUUCAUGACCCUGGAGCGUUACCUGUCCCUGUCCAGGCCCUCGUCUCCCGCCUGCUUCCCCGUGGCCAGACGUCGCCGCUGGCUACUCUGCAGUGGUCUCUGGCUCCUCUCCCUGUUCCUGGCUCUGCUGGAGAACGUCCACAUGGACCUGCUGGAGUGGGACGAGCCUGGCUGCUACAUGCUGCCAGAGAACAACUACACCGAGUGGUUCGUCUCCGUCUCCUUCCUCUGCCUCAUCUUCCAGUUCCUGGGCCCGGCCUCCGUCAUUGUCACCUGUAACAUCCUGAUAGCCCGAGCGGUGCGCUCCGCUCCAGACGUGCAGGGAAGACGGGACGUCUGGCUGGUGCAUGUGUACUCCCUGGUGUUUGUCCUCUGCUGGCUGCCGUACCACAUGGUCUUGUUCCUGAUGAUGGUGGAUGAUCUGGACCCUCACGUGUUCAGCUGCAACACAGUGGAGGUGCUCUACAACUCCUACAGUUUGGUUGAGUGCCUGUCGCUCUUCCACUGCAUCGCCAACCCUGUCCUUUACAACUUCCUCAGCAAGAGCUUCCGCACCAACCUGAUCAAUGCUGUGGUCCACUAUGCACCCAGGGAGGGCGCAGGAGGGUCGAAUCCCCAAGACACUGCACACAACGCAGGAGGACCAGACACUGGGAAGAAGGAACGCAAGCAUAGCAGCAUGAGCAUCAGUCACUCUGACGUUGCUGCAUUGUAG
Molecule: messenger RNA, 1092 nt
Organism: Coregonus sp. 'balchen'
Lineage: Eukaryota; Metazoa; Chordata; Actinopteri; Salmoniformes; Salmonidae
Source: the annotation of a GenBank genome assembly